GCCAAUUGAAGAUCCUGAAAAAGAUAGAGGUCUCAUUCCCUGGGGUGGUUCAGUAAGAAAUAUAGGUAUCAAUGCUAACGCAAUAUCUGAGUCACAACAGACGGAAUGGCACAAUUAUACUGGAUUUUUAGCGGCUUUAGGAGGGUGUUGCGUUUUUGACAAACAAAUAAAUGGUUCAACUACUGGAUCGCAAGAAUCAAAUCAUGUAAUGGUUGAAAAAUACGUUCAUGAUAUGGUAGAUUUGCUCGUAUGCGAUAAUGUGUAUGUUCGCGAAAGUGUCAAAGAAAUUCUCGGCUCGGAAUUGAGUCCAAGACUAUACGUAAUUCUCUUUAAGCAUGUUGAAUCAAUUGUAUCUCAAUUUUUUGAUGGUGAUGGAGAUGUAUAUACAACGGACAAAAACACACUUGCUGUAGAACAGGCAAUAUCCGUUUUAAAACUCAUUUUAGAUCGUAUUCAAGAUGCAUCUGAAAAUUUAUACGCGGUAGACCUUGGAGGACUAGUUUUAUCUUUUGCUCGAUAUUUAAAUCGACUGGGUGCGGGGCAUGUUGCAUUACGGAUUAAAAAAAGAAUGUGUCAAUUAGCAGAUACAUUAAUGCUAAAAAAGGACUAUAUAACACUUCGCCAAGAAAUAGUAUUGCGUAAUAGGCUGCUGGAAAUAUUUAUUGAAUGGACUUCAGAUUACUCAAUGAAAACAGAUGGUCAAGGCAAUAGCGAAAAUCCUUCAAAUAAGAGUGAAAGAUUACACCGAGAUUUGGACCAAGCAUGCUUAAAAACAAUUGUUUCACUAUUGGCGCAAUUGCCAUUACAACCAUCAGAAACAGUGCAUGAAGCAGAAAUUAGUGGUGCUAUUGAUAGUGGAACACAUUCAGCGAGAAAUAAUCAGGAUUUACAAAUGUUGCUAACCAGGUCCAGGGAAUAUGUAAAGGACUUAGGACCUUUGAAAGAUUACACAAUUUUAGCUUUAAGCAAUUUGCUUAGUGCUAAUGUGGAUUCUGGAUUGAAAUUUUCACUAUCAAUGGGAUAUCACGAAGACACCAAGACUAGAACUGCAUUUAUGCAAGUCCUCACCAAUAUUCUUAAUCAAGGUACUGAAUUCGAGGGCCUUGCAGAAAACGCAAUGAAUGAUCGAUACGAUAGACUUCUAAUGACAGAAUCAGACCUUAAUAUCGCGUUGUCAUUAUGCGAAGUUUGUCCGGUUUCUGACAUAGAUGAUGUUUCCCGAGUGCUUUUGUCUGUAUUUGAUUCUCGAAAUAAAACUAUGCCCCUAUUGAAAGGCGUCAUUGAAAAAGAAGUUUUAAGUACAGAAUACGAGUCUGACUUAUUCCGACGCAAUUGUAUGGCUACACGCAUGUUGGCUGCUUUUGCUAAAAUUCACGGUGCCGAAUAUUUGCGUUAUACUUUACAACCAUUGAUAGAUGAUCUUCUUAGUAAACCCAGUGAUUUCAGCUGCGAACUGAAUUCUGAUAAUCUUCCUCCUGGGGAGGACAUUAAUAAAAAUUUAAUCAAUCUUAAGACCACAGCUCAAGCUUUCUUGGAUGGCAUUUGUGACUCUGGAUCGAAUAUGCCUAGAACUUUUCGUCAAGUAUGCCAUUAUAUAGGUAGUUCUGUUGAAGGAAAAUAUCCACGUGCAAAAU
Molecule: messenger RNA, 1634 nt
Organism: Dentiscutata heterogama
Lineage: Eukaryota; Fungi; Glomeromycota; Glomeromycetes; Diversisporales; Gigasporaceae
Source: the annotation of a GenBank genome assembly